AUGAAUUGUUAAGAUCAUACUUUGAAUCCGAUUUCAUUAAUUUGUGUUGCAUUACAUAAGUGCUAAAGAAAGCUUUGUGUUGAUUGUUUCUAUGACCAUGGGGUUGAAACUAAGUAUUUACUUCCAAUCCAGAAAUUUGAAGCGCAACUAUUAAAGUAGAAGGAAGAAGUAAAAUUCAUAGCUAAAAUUUAGUUGACAUAAUCGCACAUGAAUUUAAAAUAAAUGCUGAGCGAAAGAGAGAUAUUCUUAAAAAAUUUAUGGGAGAAUAUGAAUCAAUCGAUCUAAACGAUUUAUGAUAUGAUUGAGAGAGAAGAUGAGAAAUAUCUUAAGUUGAUUAAAUUUGAUAUUUCUCCUUAAGAUUUACCAUAAGCAUAGAUAGACAAGCUAGUGAAUAUCUUAUCAGGAAACGAUUUAAGUAUUUGGAAUUCUGAAAAAAGCUUUUAAUUAAGAUAAUUAAACUAAAUCGAUACUUUGUUUAUAAAAGAAACUUAAAAAUUAAUUUAAUCAAUCCAAGAUUAAUUUUAAGCAGUCUUUUGGUAUAAUAAAACUCAUUAAUAUGAUGGUUUAAAAAAGUAAUUUGGAGGAUUAAAGAAAAUAAAAUUCUAAAUUCAUAUUAAUGAAAAUAGAUAACUGAAUUAUAUUCAUAAUGGCGAAAUUAUUUACACGUAAUAUUUAAUAUAAUAGCUUAAAGACUUUAACAAAACGUAAUAUUUUAAAAACCUAAUAUCAUAAAAAAUUUAGAAGUGCUUAAGCAUUUUAAAUGGAUUGCUGUGAAUGGGGAAAACUCUUAAAAAGUAGGAUUAUGGACAGCAUUAUGGAGAGGAGAAAGAUUGAUAGGUUGUGGUGGCUUAUAUUCUGUAGAUGGGAAAAAAUAAGGUAAAUGGAAAGAAAUCAUAGAAAAUUAUAAUGAGUAUGUGUCAGAUUAAAUAAUAUAGCUUAGCGAAAGUUUAUGAAGUAGGAGAGUAUGAAAAUAACCUACGUAAAGGAGUAUGGAAAUACAUUUAUAAUGAUCAGGAAAUGUAUAUUUAUUAUAAAAGACUAAUUAGAGGAAGAGGUAAGUAUAAUAACUUUGGUUAAAAAAAUGGAAAUUGGAUUGAAAUAACCAAAAGUUUCAUAGAAUAAUCUUAAGUAACUUUAACUGGAGAAUAUAGAAAUGGAAAUAAAAUAGGCAAAUGGGAUAUAUGGUUUAAAUACUAAGAAAAUAAUUAAAAGAUGUAUAAAAAUAAUAUGUAGUUUUCAAAAUAAUUAAAUUGAACAAAAUUAGAGGAGGAGGAAUAUAUGAUAGUGUAGGCUUUGGUCGGAAGAUAGGUCAUUGGGUGGAAAUAUUAGAUAAUUUUAAUAAUUGCAAAUAAAUGACUUGGAAUGGAUAAUAUAAAAAUGGAAAAAAAAUAGGUAGAUGGGAUAUUUGGUAUAAGAACAAAAAAAAUAAUGAAAAGAUGUAUAAAUAUAAUUUUUAGUUAAAAUUAAUUUAUUUGAACUUAUAAAGUGGUGGAGGAUAUUAUGAUGAUGCUGGUAAUGGUAUCAAAAUUGGAAAUUGGUUGGAAAUUUCAGAUGAUUUCGAUAAUGACAAAUAAGUUACUUUGAAUGGUGAAUAUAAAAAUGGAAAAAAAGUAGGUAGAUGGGAUAUUUGGUAUAAGAACAAAGAAAAUAAUGAAAAGAUGUAAAAAUAUAAUUUUUAGUUAAAAUUAAUUUAUUUGAACUUAUAAAGUGGUGGAGGAUAUUAUGAUGAUGCUGGUAAUGGUAUCAAAAUUGGAAAUUGGUUGGAAAUUUCAGAUGAUUUCGAUAAUGACAAAUAAGUUACUUUGAAUGGUGAAUAUAAAAAUGGAAAAAAAGUAGGUAGAUGGGAUAUUUGGUAUAAGAACAAAGAAAAUAAUGAAAAGAUGUAAAAAUAUAAUUUUUAGUUAAAAUUAAUUUAUUUGAACUUAUAAAGUGGUGGAGGAUAUUAUGAUGAUGCUGGUAAUGGUAUCAAAAUUGGAAAUUGGUUGGAAAUUUCAGAUGAUUUCGAUAAUGACAAAUAAGUUACUUUGAAUGGUGAAUAUAAAAAUGGAAAAAAAGUAGGUAGAUGGGAUAUUUGGUAUAAGAACAAAGAAAAUAAUGAAAAGAUGUAAAAAUAUAAUUUUUAGUUAAAAUUAAUUUAUUUGAACUUAUAAAGUGGUGGAGGAUAUUAUGAUGAUGCUGGUAAUGGUAUCAAAAUUGGAAAUUGGUUGGAAAUUUCAGAUGAUUUCGAUAAUGACAAAUAAGUUACUUUGAAUGGUGAAUAUAAAAAUGGAAAAAAAGUAGGUAGAUGGGAUAUUUGGUAUAAGAACAAAGAAAAUAAUGAAAAGAUGUAAAAAUAUAAUUUUUAGUUAAAAUUAAUUUAUUUGAACUUAUAAAGUGGUGGAGGAUAUUAUGAUGAUGCUGGUAAUGGUAUCAAAAUUGGAAAUUGGUUGGAAAUUUCAGAUGAUUUCGAUAAUGACAAAUAAGUUACUUUGAAUGGUGAAUAUAAAAAUGGAAAAAAAGUAGGUAGAUGGGAUAUUUGGUAUAAGAACAAAGAAAAUAAUGAAAAGAUGUAAAAAUAUAAUUUUUAGUUAAAAUUAAUUUAUUUGAACUUAUAAAGUGGUGGAGGAUAUUAUGAUGAUGCUGGUAAUGGUAUCAAAAUUGGAAAUUGGUUGGAAAUUUCAGAUGAUUUCGAUAAUGACAAAUAAGUUACUUUGAAUGGUGAAUAUAAAAAUGGAAAAAAAGUAGGUAGAUGGGAUAUUUGGUAUAAGAACAAAGAAAAUAAUGAAAAGAUGUAAAAAUAUAAUUUUUAGUUAAAAUUAAUUUAUUUGAACUUAUAAAGUGGUGGAGGAUAUUAUGAUGAUGCUGGUAAUGGUAUCAAAAUUGGAAAUUGGUUGGAAAUUUCAGAUGAUUUCGAUAAUGACAAAUAAGUUACUUUGAAUGGUGAAUAUAAAAAUGGAAAAAAAGUAGGUAGAUGGGAUAUUUGGUAUAAGAACAAAGAAAAUAAUGAAAAGAUGUAAAAAUAUAAUUUUUAGUUAAAAUUAAUUUAUUUGAACUUAUAAAGUGGUGGAGGAUAUUAUGAUGAUGCUGGUAAUGGUAUCAAAAUUGGAAAUUGGUUGGAAAUUUCAGAUGAUUUCGAUAAUGACAAAUAAGUUACUUUGAAUGGUGAAUAUAAAAAUGGAAAAAAAGUAGGUAGAUGGGAUAUUUGGUAUAAGAACAAAGAAAAUAAUGAAAAGAUGUAAAAAUAUAAUUUUUAGUUAAAAUUAAUUUAUUUGAACUUAUAAAGUGGUGGAGGAUAUUAUGAUGAUGCUGGUAAUGGUAUCAAAAUUGGAAAUUGGUUGGAAAUUUCAGAUGAUUUCGAUAAUGACAAAUAAGUUACUUUGAAUGGUGAAUAUAAAAAUGGAAAAAAAGUAGGUAGAUGGGAUAUUUGGUAUAAGAACAAAGAAAAUAAUGAAAAGAUGUAAAAAUAUAAUUUUUAGUUAAAAUUAAUUUAUUUGAACUUAUAAAGUGGCGGAGGAUAUUAUGAUGAUGCUGGUAAAGGUAUCAAAAUUGGAAAUUGGUUGGAAAUUUCAGAUGGUUUUUUUAGUAACAACUAAGUUACUUUGAAUGGUGUAUAUAAAAAUGGAAAAAAAGUAGGUAGAUGGGAUAUUUGGUUUAAAAAUGAAGGAUUAAAUAAAAAGAUGUAUAUAUAUACAUUUUAGUUUAAAAUUAAUUUAUUUGAACAAAUUAAGUGGCGGGGGAGUUUAUGAUGAUGAUGGUGAUGGUAUUAAGAUUGGGAAUUGGUUGGAAAUAUCAGAUGAUUUUUAAGAAUUCUUAUAUAUUGCUUUGAGUGGUGAAUAUAAAGAAGGAAAAAAAGUAGGUAGAUGGGAUAUUUGGUAUAAGAACAAAGAAAAUAAUGAAAAGAUGUAAAAAUAUAAUUUUUAGUUAAAAUUAAUUUAUUUGAACAAAUUAAGUGGCGGGGGUGUUUAUGAUGAUGCUGGUGAUGGUAUUAAGAUUGGUAAUUGGUUGGAAAUUUCAGAUGAUUUUAAUGAUUACAAAUAAGUUACUUUGAAUGGUGAAUAUAAAAAUGGAAAAAAAGUAGGUAGAUGGGAUAUUUGGUUUAAAAAUGAAGAAAUUAACUAAAAGAUGUAUAAAUACCUUAUAUAGUUUUUGUUAAAAUCUAAUUUUCAAAUUUAGUGGUGGUGGAUUAUAUGAUGAUGCAGGUGAUUAAUAAAAAACAGGUAAUUGGGUGGAAAUUUCAGAUGAUUUUGAUUAUUACAAAUAAGUUACUUUGAAUGGUGAAUAUGAAAAUGGAAAAAAAGUAGGUAGAUGGGAUAUUUGGUUUAAAAAUGAAGAAAUUAACUAAAUGAUGUAUAAAUAUCUUAUAUAGUUUUUGUUAAAAUCUAAUUUUCAAAUUUAGUGGUUGUGGAUUAUAUGAUGAUGCAGGUGUUUAAUAAAAAACAGGUAGUUGGGUGGAAAUUCCAGAUGGUUUUUAUUAUUGCAAAUCAGUUACUUUGAAUGGUGAAUAUAAAAAUGGAAAAAAAGUAGGUAGAUGGGAUAUUUGGUUUAAAAAUGAAGAAAUUAACUAAAAGAUGUACAAAUACCUUAUAUAGUUUUUGUUAAAAUCUAAUUUUCAAAUUUAGUGGUGGUGGAUUAUAUGAUGAUGCAGGUGAUUAAUAAAAAACAGGUAAUUGGGUGGAAAUUUCAGAU
Messenger RNA from Paramecium octaurelia, 4665 nucleotides. NCBI's taxonomy places the organism in Eukaryota, Ciliophora, Oligohymenophorea, Peniculida, Parameciidae. The record is from the annotation of a GenBank genome assembly.